Molecule: messenger RNA, 1473 nt
Organism: Prunus armeniaca (apricot)
Lineage: Eukaryota; Viridiplantae; Streptophyta; Magnoliopsida; Rosales; Rosaceae
Source: the annotation of a GenBank genome assembly
AUGGAGUUAAUUGCACUUUUAGCUUCUUUGUUUUUGGUCUCAGUUUCACUGCCAACUUCUAGUUCAACCAGUGGUCAAAUUUUCAGCCAGUGCAUGACAGUUCAAUCCAGUAACUACACUAGAACUUCUGAUCAAACCAUUUACACCUCAAAUUCCUCUUCGUAUUCAUCAAUCUUGCAAUCUUCCCAACAAAAUCCCAGAUGGUUAAACUCCACAUCAAAGCCUCUUCUCAUUGUUACACCUCUCAAGGAGUCUGAAAUCCAAGCAGCUCUUCUUUGCAGCAGAAAUCUUGGCUUACAAGUCAGGGUCAGAAGUGGAGGCCAUGACUAUGAAGGCCUGUCUUACCUCUGCAAAACCCCAUUUGUCAUCAUUGACCUCAUCAAUCUUCGGUCUGUUAAGGUCAAUGUUGCAGAUCAAACAGCUUGGGUUCAGUCAGGAGCUACACUUGGUGAGCUUUACUAUAGCAUUGCCAAGAAAAGUGGAAGCCUUGGAUUUCCAGCAGGGUUAUGUCCUACUGUUGGAAUUGGUGGGCACUUCAGUGGAGGUGGGUUUGGUACCUUGAUGAGGAAGCAUGGCCUAGCGGCUGACAAUGUCAUAGAUGCUCGCCUAAUUGACGUCAAUGGAAGAAUCCUCGACAGAAGAACAAUGGGUGAGGAUCUGUUUUGGGCCAUUAGAGGAGGUGGGGGGUCAAGUUUUGGGAUCAUACUUUCAUGGAAAAUCAAAUUGGUUCACGUUCCAAAAAUUGUGACUGGUUUCACAGUUCGCAAAACAUUGGCACAAGGUGCAAGCAAACUUGUUCACAGGUGGCAAUACAUUGCAGACAAGUUUCUUGAAGAUCUUUUCAUCAGGAUCAUCAUUGAAAUGUGGGGAGUGGGAAGGAGAAAAAAGUCCAAUAUUUUGCUGGCUUCCAAAAGAGACCAGUCCCCAGAGGUCUUGCUGUCUAGGGACCCCCUCUGGAAGAGCAAUUUCAAGGCUAAAUCUGACUAUGUCAAGCAACCUAUACCAGAGGUUGGUCUAAAAGGGAUUUGGGAGAGGUUUCAGCAAGAUCAAACAGUAUUCGUGAUAAUGGAUCCUUAUGGUGGAAGGAUGAAUGAGAUAUCAGAAUUUGAAAUUCCAUUUCCCCACAGAAAAGGUAAUUUGUUCAACAUACAAUACAUAGUGAAGUGGGAUGUAAAUAGUGUUGAGGAAACCAACAAGCAUAUACACUGGAUAAGAAUGCUUUAUAGGUUCAUGAGCCCUUAUGUUUCUAGAUCUCCGAGAGGUGCCUAUAUCAACUAUAAGGAUCUUGAUUUGGGGAGCAACAAGCAAGAGAACACAAGCUACUUGGAAGCAAGUGCUUGGGGCACAAAGUACUUCAAGGGUAACUUCAAGAGGCUGGCACAAGUGAAGAGCAAGGUUGAUCCAGACAACUUCUUCAGAAAUGAACAAAGUAUUCCACCUCUUCCUGCUUUGUUUAGAAUUACAGAAGUUUAG